GUCCGCUAGGGGUGCUGGAUGCUCGAGAGUGGCGCAGGCAGGCAGGGGUUUCUGCCCUCCUCAAUCACAAUUACUGAUUUACUGAAGCGCAUUUUCCGUGCAGAAGCUUCAGGAGUCAAAACAAGCAGCCAGGAUGGGAGUCGAGGUUGAAACCAUUACUCCUGGAGACGGAAGUACCUUCCCUAAAAAAGGACAGACUUGCGUCGUGCAUUAUGUGGGCUCUUUGACAGAUGGACGCAAAUUCGACUCUUCCCGGGAUCGGGGAAAGCCUUUCAAGUUUAAAAUCGGCAAACAGGAAGUGAUCCGCGGCUGGGAUGAGGGAGUAGCCCAGAUGAGUGUCGGACAGCGCGCCAAGCUGACUUGCACUCCGGACUUUGCUUACGGGAGCAAGGGCCACCCGGGCGUCAUUCCUCCCAACGCAACGCUCAUAUUCGACGUGGAGCUGAUUGGCUUGGAAUAAAGCCCCCACCUAUGGACUCAGGUUAUUCCCUAUUCAUUCUUUCAGGGUACGUGCGACAUCUUCUGCUUUGACUUGUUCUGGAUGUGCGCUGGAUGGCUUUAAUAACCAGCCGAUAAUCUUUAAAGCAGAUUACUCUAGUCUCGCUCUUAAACGUGUCGUCGAGUUUAUUUAACAGGCUCUUGAGAUUAAAACCCUCAUAAUCGUAUUUGUGGCUUUUGAGGAACACGGUUCGCUUGUUUAACAAACCCUCUCUCUUUGUUUUCUUCCAGGUCGACCUUUUUAAGGAGCAUUGCACCAUGCAUGUGAUCCUCAAAAGGGGCUAGUGUUAAUAGCGAUACCACUUAGCUUAGCUCUGUUUUGCAUUUGUAUAUUUUGUUGCCUUUUUUUUCUUUUCUGCUUGACAUAAUCACUGGUUAUACUCUCAAUCAUUGGAUUUCUCUAGAAGACGCACGUUUCUUUUUGUUUUCCUUCUCUCUUUUUAUAUUUGAUUUCUGUGUUGUAAACGCGAUCACAGCGACAGGGUUUUGGCUGAGCUGGUAAUAAGUACUCUGGUGGGGAAAUCUGGUUAAGUAUACAACUACUUGAAAAUAAAUUGUUUAUAAAAAGUUGA
Danio rerio (zebrafish) is the source of this 1070-nucleotide messenger RNA. It is a transcript of the gene fkbp1aa, whose product is annotated as FKBP prolyl isomerase 1Aa. NCBI's taxonomy places the organism in Eukaryota, Metazoa, Chordata, Actinopteri, Cypriniformes, Danionidae. Gene Ontology annotation, molecular function: peptidyl-prolyl cis-trans isomerase activity; isomerase activity. Gene Ontology annotation, cellular component: cytoplasm. The record is from RefSeq and is marked validated.